GAUGUGGUGGCGCGUGUGGCUGACGCUGCUGCUGGUGCUGACAGUCGCAGUUCUGAGCGGCCAUUCCCUGGAGCUCGGCCUGCGCAGGGCAGCCCUCAUGGCGCGGGCUCGUCAGGAGGCUGCAGACCGACUCAGAAGAGGCUUUCAGAACUCGGCCUUGGCGACCGCGCGAGGCUUCGGUAAACGUUCCCAUUCCGACCUGCACUACGACUCUCAUGAAGGCGCAGAUUACGGCCCCGUGCUGAGUGCGGCGGAUGAUGGUCACUGGAAGCUCCUGGAGGGCACUGGCAGGGACAGGUCGCUGGCAGACGGCAAGAGGGGCGGCGAAGCAGCAGCGCUCGACAAGAACAGCGUUCCUGGCGAAAGAUAUCCUGUCUCGAUGGUCGGUGAACUCAUCUCGUCCUCACCGUCCCUCGCCACGUCGCUCGUGUCUCGGUUUCUUGACGCGGAUUCUGACGGCUACGUCUCGCCCAAGGAGCUCGUCAACGUCAUGCAGUAGAUGACGUCGAGAUUGUCUGUCUUGAGAAAAUGUUAUUUGUUUUUCAUAAUGCGUUCACGAACUGAGGUCUCCACAUGUGUUACGGACCAGGCAAUAAGUCCAGCAGCUAUCU
Hyalella azteca is the source of this 611-nucleotide messenger RNA. Its product is annotated as allatotropins. The record is from RefSeq and is a predicted model, not a curated record. Gene Ontology annotation, molecular function: calcium ion binding. NCBI's taxonomy places the organism in Eukaryota, Metazoa, Arthropoda, Malacostraca, Amphipoda, Hyalellidae. Bases 2 to 499 code for a protein of 165 amino acids. The transcript is spliced from 3 exons.